Molecule: messenger RNA, 982 nt
Organism: Blepharisma stoltei
Lineage: Eukaryota; Ciliophora; Heterotrichea; Heterotrichida; Blepharismidae
Source: the annotation of a GenBank genome assembly
AUGGCAGCCAGAUCAUCAAGUUUUGCAAGCAAAGUUUUGAUGAUUGAACCAAUCAGAUUUUCCUUUAAUGCAGAAACAGCUCAAGAUAACACUUAUAUGAACCAAGGGAAUUCACAAGUCCAUGAAAGCUGUUCACAAGAGUUUUCUGCUUACAAAGAAAUUCUGAUCCAAAAUGGCAUUAUCGUCCAGCACUGGAUAAAUUCAGACCCUCAAGCCCCUGACUGUAUUUUUGCAAAUAAUUGGUUUUCAGCUUUAAGCCCACCAGAUGUAGAUGCCCCUACCCUUAUUUUAUAUCCUAUGAGACACCCAUCACGUCGAAGAGAAAAACGUCAAGAAUUUAUUAAUGAUUUACUUGUAGAUUACCAAAAUAUUAUUAAUUUAAGCCACUUUGAAGACCAAGAUUUAGCAUUAGAAGGCACAGGUAGCUUGGUUAUUGACAGAAAAAACCGACAAAUUUUUAUGAGCAUUUCUCCAAGAUCGUCUGAAAUUGUAUUAGCUGAGCUUAUUAGUAGAUUAAAUUUAUUAACAAAAAACCCUUGGAAAUCAGUUACAUUUAGGAGCGUAGAUGAGAAUAAUAAUCCUGUUUAUCAUACAAAUGUUAUAUAUCAAUUUAUAUAGAACUGAGACUUUUUUUGAUUUAUUAUAAAAAUUUUUUUUAUUUUAAUAGAAAAUUUGUAUACUUUGUUUUACCCCUGGAAAAGCUGUUAUUAAUAUAUCUGCAAUUAUCCCAGAGGACCGUGAAAAAGUCAUAAAUGCUUUAGAGGGCUAUGAAAUUUUUGAAAUAAAUCAUGACCAAACCAGAAAAUUUGCAGGGAAUUUGGAAUGCUUGUAUUCACCUACAAGAGGGACUGAAAUAAUCAUCGCAAGCUCAAGUGCAAGAGGAUUGUUAAAUUUAGACAGAGAAAUCAUAUAUGUCGACAUCCCGACUAUCGAAAGUGUCGGAGGAGGAUCGGCUCAAUGUAUGCUAGGGAAAUUAUUUUAA